Molecule: messenger RNA, 735 nt
Organism: Mangifera indica (mango)
Lineage: Eukaryota; Viridiplantae; Streptophyta; Magnoliopsida; Sapindales; Anacardiaceae
Product: mitochondrial inner membrane protease subunit 2-like
Exons: 5
Coding region: 1-450 (149 amino acids)
Biological process (GO): mitochondrial respiratory chain complex assembly
Cellular component (GO): mitochondrial inner membrane peptidase complex; membrane
Molecular function (GO): serine-type endopeptidase activity
Source: RefSeq, a predicted model, not a curated record
AUGCAUCAAUUUGUGAGAAAUUUCAUCUGGGUCUUCACGUUCGGACUCAUAGGCCUUACUUUUUCAGAUCGUUAUGCUAGCAUUCUUCCGUUUUUUCGUGCAGAUGACUAUGUUCUAGUUGAGAAAUUUUGUCUGGGAAAUUACAAGUUUUCACAUGGAGAUGUGAUUGUUUUUCGAUCACCUCGCAAUCACAAACAGAAACAUGUGAAGCGAAUUGUUGGUUCGCCAGGUGACUGGAUUGGAACUCACAGUUCUUAUGAUGUUUUGAAGGUUCCGGAUGGACAUUGUUGGGUUGAGAGAGACAAUCCUUCUUCUAGCAUGGAGUCAAGAACUUAUGGCCCAAUUCCUUUGGGCCUCGUUCAAGGAAGGAUCACCCAUAUUGUAUGGCCUCCUCAAAGACUAGGAGCAGAGAAGAGAAAUAUUUAUGCAGACAGACUUUCUUCUUUCUAAUCAGGUUAUGGUAGUUGAUACUUUUAGUAGCGAGAAUACAUAUUUUCCUUCAUAAUGCUUUACCAUUUGAUCAAGGCAACAAUUUUUUGGAGAUCCCUUGCUUAAGAACAUAGAGUUUUUGAAAGUUUUAGACUGUUCUUUGAUUUUGUUUAUUAAGCAAGAAUAAGAAAGAAGUAAUCUUUUGGGGACAGUAUUUGUACAUUAUUUAUAUUGUUAAUGGUCAAGUUAAUCAACUCAAUAAUGGAUUUUGAGUUCAAUAUAAUUGAUUUUAAUUCCUGGGUGAAA